Messenger RNA from Ixodes scapularis (black-legged tick), 1437 nucleotides. RefSeq names its product MFS transporter asaE. Bases 1 to 1437 code for a protein of 478 amino acids. Gene Ontology annotation, biological process: transmembrane transport. The record is from RefSeq and is a predicted model, not a curated record. The transcript has 4 exons. NCBI's taxonomy places the organism in Eukaryota, Metazoa, Arthropoda, Arachnida, Ixodida, Ixodidae. Gene Ontology annotation, molecular function: monocarboxylic acid transmembrane transporter activity.
AUGGCAGACUCAGAUCUUGUGACAACGAAACCACGAGCGUUGGCGGUGGAUACCUGCUGGAGCGUGGUAGUGAUUACAUUCAUCGUGACUUUUAUUGGAGUAGCCCUAGAGCGAUCGUCCGGACUCCUAUAUGUCGCUUUUAUGGAAGAAUUUGGGGUGAACCGUCAGACUGCCACUUGGCCCCAAAGCCUUAUGAUGUGUCUAAGCGGCAUCAGUGGUCUCUCCGUGGGACUGCUUCAGAAAAGAUACUCAAUCCGGCACAUCGCAAUUGUUGGGAGCGUUUUGGGAUGGAUUGGUAUCAUGGCCUCGGCAUUUGCUCCCAAUAUUAUCUGGAUGUCUAUCGCCAUCGGAGUCGUUCAUAGUAUCGGAAGCGGCGCAAUCUUCUUGGCAGUAAGAAUGUUUACGGUUAUGUAUUUCGACAAGUUCAGGUCUGUAGCUUUAGGAGUUGCAUCUUCCGGAAUCACAGCCGCAGGUUUCGUUUUUCCAAAGUUACUCCUGUAUUUAAGGAGUGCUUAUGGUUUCCCGAUUACUUUGUUCCUUCUGGGUGCCCUUUCCAUGAACUCGACACCUCUUAUCUGUUUGCUUAAGGUUCCUCCUUGGAGCAAACUCGAACAUAAGAAAGGAUCGACCUCCUCGCUUCGUCGAAUAACAUCCGACGCUGUCGUUAAGAAUCCGACACGCAUUUUACCUUCCUUGAAAUCACGCCUCAAUACAUGGGCUAUCAGUACCAUGAUUCGUUCUCCAGUCUUGCACAUUGUCGUCUGGUCGACAGCGGCUACACACACACUGGACCUGAUGUUUCUGUCAACAAUGACCGACUUUUCAAAAGACAAGGGUCUUUCCCUAGACGAGGCUGUUUGGAUAUCGUCGUGUUUUUCGGCAACGAACCUUCUGGGAGGCUUGUGCCUGCCCUUGCUUGCCGACAGACAAUACCUUCGCCGCAGCACUUUGUUGGCGCUUACACAACUUAUGACGGGUGCCGUCAUGGUGAUAACUCCUUUAGCAGCCACCUACUGGUCCAUCGCGACCAUUGUUGCUUUAGCUUCAUGUUUUGUCGGUUGUUCGCUCCUUCUGCACCAAGUGCUAUUGGCCGACUACUUUGGCAUCGAAAGCUUCGGCUUUCUUCAUGGUGUCAUUGGCAUCGUGAGAGCCCCACUGCAACUUUUCAAUCCUGCUAUUGUUGGAAUCUUUCGUGACCGAAUGGGGUCAUAUGACAACCUGUAUCGAUUUCAAGGUGGACUCAUUUUAUUUUCGGGAUUGCUGUGGUUUCUGAUCGUGUACUGGGAGAGAAGAUGUCUGCCGUUAUUUCCCACCAUACGUCGAGAAGACACAUCAAAAUCAGGCACCGUCCCUGACAUGUCUACCCAUUCUCGCAUCCAGAGUGGUCCAGACACUGGCAAUCCAAGUGUCGAUCUGCCCUACUCUCGGAUGGUGUAG